CUUGUCGAGUGUUCCGUGACGGUCGGCGAGCGUUGCGAUUAAUAGCGACUGCACCCGCGGAAUCGCAUUCCGAUCUCGCGAUUUCCAGUCCGGAGGAUUACACUCUCUGGAGGGAAUAACGCGCGCGUCGUGCAUAAAUCGAGAACCGCAAGAGAGAAAACUCGGAGCUGCGCGAUGGACGGUAUCGGGAUCCUCAUUCGUCAAGUGGUACCAGCGGUAUCGGGCCGAUACGAGACGCGUACUAUCGAGGAUCGAUUCGCGGAUCGGUGGUGCUACGCGGUCUGAUCUCGAUAUAUAUCCGAAUGAAUGUUUGCUCCCUCGCGCGCACUCUUUUUCCAUCCGCUCGCCCGGCAAAAGUGACAGCUUCAACAAUAACACGCUCUCGCGAAUCCUCGCGGAUCCUCUCGCUUCCCGGCGUCCCGUAUAAAUCGGAUGCAAUCUCGCUUCCCAUUCGUACAAGUGACGUAAUCGCCCUCGAGGAGACGAAACGUGAUUUGUUGCGUAAAACGCGUCGCGAAUCACGCAUAAUUUCCGUCGAGAACGAUUAUCCGAUUAACCGAAGAUGUCCGUGAGACCUUGGCAUUAAAGAUAUUCGGAAGAGAGGAAGCUAGGCUGGAGAGAAGAAGAUAAAGGAAAGAUAUAUAUAUAUAUAUAUAUAUUUCUCUCGAGGAAUUUUAUUUCUCUUUCUGCUGAGAUCUGCUUCGAACGAACGUAAUAUAUGCAGUUUUUGCGGUUGAGAAAUAAACGCAGAAAUAUUUCAGCGUCUCCUUUCAGCUGCUGAGAAGUAAGAGUGGAUGACAUUUGUUUAAGAAGAUUAUCCAAUGCUGGGAAUCAUCUUCAAUCCAGCAGCUCACCAUCACAAUUCUAUAUUGCCAUCGCGAAGGAGAAAGCCAUCGUUGAAUGCAUUCAACUUUAUACAGAGAUCGCAUUGUUGAGUUGAAAUUGCAAAGAGCCUUCUUUGGACUUUUUUUUGUAUGUGUUGCCGAUCUACGCGGAAUAUAUGAUUUCUGUGUCAUAAAGGGAAAGUUGAAACUUGAUUGAAAGUUGAAAUCUCGUCUUUUUUAUGAUAGACUGACAUUUGGAAUGAAAGAUAAAAAAAUAUACAUACGCGACUUAAUUACGCUUAGCUCUUCUCGCCAGUGGUUUAUCUUAAUUGGAUUAAAAUCCCAUUGUCAUCGUCUCUAAUCGUCUUCGAUUAGAUUCCAAGAAUCACAUGCUUUUCCAGAAGUUAUUUUUCGAUUUCCCCAAAGACUUAUUCUCGCAAACGGGCGCAUCAUUAGAAGCGGAGCUAAAACUAUCAGGAUUACGCUGAAAAAGAGAGCAUUUCCGUGAUUGCCGAAGGCAGCCGUGAAAAGCGGCGCGUGGAUGAUCGAGCGAGAACUCGUUUCGAGUCUGCGUGCACCUCUGCAGUCUCUUUGCACCGCAGCAAGAGUGCUUUGCGACGAAUAGAGGAAAAAUCCGGGAAAAAAUCAACAAAGAAGGGAAGAAAAUCUCAUUAUCGCCGGUUCGAGAUAUAGAAACUUUUCAAGAGUUCACGGGAUUAAAAAUAAUCCAAUUUGUGCUCGCGUCUUUCGUACAGUUCGAAUCGACGAAUUUAGACGGACGGAGGCAGUGUCUGUCGAAGAUUACGUCGCGAGAGAGAUAAUAUCGAUUUAUCGGAGAAUUUUUGCCCCUUCGAGCAUCGAUUUAUCCAUUUCCGUGUGUAAUCGAAGAGCGGUGGUCGACCCACGAAUAUUUCGGACUAUACUGCGCAGAACCGCGACCACUUUUACGAGGAUCGGCGCACCUGGAGAGGCAAUAACUCGUCUGGCGAAUACGUAUAUCUCGGCGAGUACCUCGCGAAUCGGUUUGGUAUUCGAGCGACCGCGUUUACGCGAGAGAGGACGAGCGUAGCUGAGAGUUCUUGGUGCCUACUCGCGAUAAACGUAGCCGUUGUUCGCUUUCACCGGAGCUAAGGUUCGCACGUAACGUGUCUGGCACAGCAUAUUCCUUGCUGAUAAAUCUAUAUAAUAGCGCGAGAAUAACGGUUCGCGACGAAAUAUCACGACCGAGACGCGAUCGCGGUCCCGUUAUUUUGCGAAAUCGAAAUUUGACAGCGAGAGAGAGAAAAUCGGCGCGAAGUGGGUCGCGAUAGAAACUUUGCAAAAGUUCAUCGAAGGUCUUAUAGUGAUCAUUGACAAGUCACAGUUCGACGACUUUGGACGCGGACGAAGAAGGAGCAGGUGUAGAUUUUAACGCGAUUCUUAUCCUCUCGAAUCGAGGAAGAUAAGAUCCGAGCGAGGGAGUAGACAGUAAAUCGAUGUGCAACGAGAUACCGAGGUCGUUGCACGCGGUGUGUACGAACGCGAUUUACUCGAGUGCUCGAUAAGAAGACCGCGAGAUUCCAACGGGGUCAAUCUUGACGGCUAUGUCGGCGUGAAGACUCGAUCGCGCUUCGUCAAGAGUUGCUCCUCUCUCUCUCCCUCUCUUCUCAAAGAAGCCAAAAGCGUAGUAAAAAGCCGGCAAGCUGGAUGCUACAGACGGUGCCUCGCCCCCUCCGCCCCCGCCCGACAUUACUGUCACUCAGGAUGACCGCUUCGGGAAGCGGACGGGUGGCAGUGCCAGGCGACCCAACGAAUGCUUCGUCCUCGAGCCCUCCGAGAUGAUUGUCAUCGACUAUCCGGAAGUUCAUGGUGGAGGAAGGAUGCAUCGACCACCACACCCGCAUCCCAUAACCGACCACCGUCAGGUCAACCUGGUCUUCGAUGAUACGUUCUCGCAGGGCCUGACAGGCAGGCCAGAAUUGUAUCAGAAAUCAAACAGAAGCAGCCAUUCGAGUGACACAAGUUCGGCGUACAGUGGAUCCGACACAAUGACAUCAGUACAAAGUUCAUUAGACGCGGAUCCCGACGAGGUGGAUCUCUCGGGUCUCGUGGAAUCUAUUGUCGACAGCGAUGAGGAAGAGGAUCUAGCAGAAAGCAUGGAUAGUUUAACAGUGCGGGAUCCUGUACGAGAAUGUUUAGAGAAGGAUCCUGUUGAAAGAACGGAGGACGACAUAGAGACGCUUUUGGAAUUCACACAACAACUGAAAGCUUUCACAAACAUGACUUUGGCCGUCAGAAGAGCGUUGUGCGCUGUAAUGGUAUUUGCAGUGGUCGAUCGGGCCGGUAUGGUGGUCUUGAAUGAUGGUGAAGAACUCGAUAGUUGGAGCGUGUUGAUUAACGGUGCUGUCGAGAUUGAGCACAGCAAUGGUGAAAUUGAACAGCUCGGUCUUGGAGACAGCUUUGGUAUCUUGCCUACUAUGGAGAGGCUAUUACAUCGCGGAGUUAUGAGAACAAAAUGCGAUGAUUGUCAAUUUGUUUGCGUCACACAAGCAGAUUACUUUAGAAUUCAACAUCAGGGUGAAGAGAAUACCAGGAGACACGAAGAGAAUGGAAGGGUAAUUUUAGUGACAGAAUUAAGAGGAGCUUUGGACGGCGCCGCGCGAAGAGGCCACGUGGUGAUACGGGGAGCAGCGGAACGUUUGAUGUUACAACUCAUCGAAGAAAACAGUAUUACAGAUCCUACUUAUGUAGAAGACUUCUUGUUGACUCAUCGAACGUUUAUCGAUAGCCCGUUGUUGGUCGCGAGUCAAUUGUUGGAAUGGUUCGAUCAAGCACAAGUGCGAGAUCGUGUUGCUCGCGUCGUGCUCUUAUGGGUGAAUAAUCAUUUCACUGAUUUCGAGACUGAUCCGGCGAUGAUGGAAUUUUUAGAAGCAUUUGAAACCGGAUUGGAAAGGGAAAAAAUGUUAGGACAACAAAGGUUAUUAAAUAUUGCAUGUGCGGCGAAAGCGAGAACGCGGAACGUAACAUUAGCUAGACCAAACAGAGAUGAGGUCUUAAAUUUUAGCAUCUUAGGGGGAUUUGAAAGAGGUUUCGGUAUAUUUAUUUCAAAAGUUGACAAGAGAUCUAAGGCUGAGGAUGUUGGUUUAAAGAGGGGUGACCAGAUUUUAGAAGUAAAUGGUCAGAGUUUUGAGCAUGUGAAUCAUGCGAAAGCGCUCGAUAUUCUGAGAGCUUCUACGCAUCUCAGUAUAACUGUAAAAUCUAAUUUACUUGCUUUCAAAGAAAUGCUUCAGAUGCCAGAUAACUCUCCGAGACCCCGAGGUAGGUCAAGUAAGCCGGAAAUACCCAGGCUUCCAUCUGAUCCACGUGCUAGACUGUCGACUCAUGUGGAUCCCUUGACUGGUGUGAAUCCUUUAAAUCCUAUGAUUGGUGGAGUACCAUUGUUGAUGCCUGAUAACAAUGUAUCGCCAUGUAAAGAUGCCAAAAAGGAGCACAAAGGAUUUAUGACUCUUGGACCCAAACGACGAUUACAGAAAGCACUUAUGAAAAUGAACAUACUGCCAAAGAACACAAUCAACGAUGGUGUACAUUUGGACGAUCCUCUUGCACCACCACAUACACCACCGGGAACAGGGCUUGCGCAAACAACAACUAAUCUGUACCAUUCGAAGAGUAACCCAGAUCUUACGUCGCUUUAUUGUUACGAUGACUUGCGAGCAAACGAUUAUCCCGAACAUGUGCUCAAGGUAUACAAAGCAGAUCAAACCUGCAAGUAUCUUCUUAUCCACAAAGAAACGACAGCACAUGAGGUGGUAAUGCUUGCACUUCAAGAAUUUGGUAUAACGGAAAGCAGUUCAAAUUUCUCUCUGGCAGAAGUGAGCGUUGGUGAAGGUGGCAUGAUCAAGCAGCGUAGAUUGCCGGAUCAAUUGCAAAAUCUCGCAGAAAGAAUUGGAUUGAGUUCGCGAUAUUACUUGAAAACUAAUGGAAUUUCCGAAACUUUAGUAGCCGACGAUCAAGCUCCAGAACUUAUUCGAGAAUCUCAAGUUCAUUUUCUGCAAUUGAAUGCCGUAGAGGUGGCGAUACAACUGACUCUACAGGACUUUAGUAUAUUCAGACAAAUUGAGUCCACAGAAUAUGUGGAUGAUUUGUUUGAACUGAAGAGCAGGUACGGCAUACCUAUGCUCAGUCAAUUUGCAGAACUAGUCAACAGAGAAAUGUUUUGGGUUGUAACAGAAGUCUGCUCCGAGCAUAAUCUCGUGCGGCGUAGUAAGAUUAUAAAACAAUUUAUCAAGAUAGCGCGUCAAUGUAAGGAGUGCAAAAAUUUCAACUCCAUGUUCGCGAUCGUAUCUGGUUUGGGUCAUGGUGCAGUGUCAAGAUUAAGAGCUUCGUGGGAAAAACUGCCAACGAAAUAUCAAAGGUUAUUUAGUGAUUUGCAGGAAUUAAUGGAUCCCAGCCGCAACAUGAGUAAAUAUCGACAAUUGGUGGCGUCUGAACAAACGCAACCACCGAUAAUACCUUUCUAUCCAGUCGUGAAGAAAGAUUUGACUUUUAUACAUCUUGGUAAUGAUUCGAGAGUAGAAGGUUUGGUAAACUUUGAAAAACUCAGAAUGAUUGCCAAGGAAGUGAGAACGCUAACAAACAUGUGCUCUUCACCUUAUGAUUUAUUAACCAUGUUGGAGAGAGGCGGGCAACCACCGAGUUCUGCGAUGGUUGCUUUAAAUCAAAUGACCACUGGAAAUCAGGGCGGCCAAACUGCGACGGUGAAACGACGAAAGAAAUCCACGGCCGCACCCAAUCCAAAGAAAAUGUUCGAGGAAGCGCAGAUGGUUCGAAGAGUGAAGGCCUACCUUGCAAACAUGAAAGUAAUCACAGAUGAGGAGCGACUGCAUCAACUUUCCGUCGAUUGCGAGCCGCACGCGGGAGCGGUCGCGGUUGCGGCUGCGGUUCCACUGAGUGGCAGUCGAGGAAGAAGGCAUCCGUCGCCUACUCUGUCAACUACUAGUAGCGCCAGCAGCACUAGCGAAGGCAGAAAAAGUAUACAAGGUACAAAAUUCGGCGCUGCGUCGCCACAGGCGGUGAGGAAAAUGCUAGCCUUGUCAGAUCCUCACAAGACACGACCGUAUCAACCCAAGCAUUGUCCACCGCCGUUACCAGUACCAGGAUUGGCUCUACACUCGAGUGGUUUAGAGCCUAGUCCAGGUGCACCUAGAAGAGUAGGAUCCGGCAGUAGAGUACCGAUGCACGAGCGAUCCCACAGUGAUACACCCGCUAGUCUACCGCCGCCUGUCGACCUCAGUGCGGAGAGCAGUAGCGUAACUAGCUUGAGCAAUCUCCAACCACUGAGGAAAACCUUGACAAGCGGUUCGGUGACGAGCAGUGACAGCGGUCAUAGCACUCAGCUGGACAGCCACAGCGGGAGCAGCGUGGAAGCGGGCGGCAGCCCACCGCCACCGCAAAGACGGCACUCCGCUCUGCAAGGUACUACGGGAUUAAACAUGGGCCUAGGGAUGCCAGCUCCGCUGCCGCCGCCCGGCGCGGCUACCAUGACGAUAAUGACGACGAUGGGCACCAUGUCGUCGUCGGGCAACAUGCCGUCGAUGACAACCAUGCGACCUGGCAUGAGUAACGCGCCCCAGUGCCGUCAACCACCGGCGUACAAAGUCGCGCAACAGAUGGCGAGGUUGCACAGACUCGGUCGUGCUAACAGCCACGAGGGGGUCACUUAUCGGGCCACCGAUCACGAAGAUGGUACUACUACAUCUAAGCAAAUCGCUCUCUCUACCGUUCACACACACACAUAUACACAGAGUUUCACUCUCUCUCUCUCUCACGUCUUUUACAUUUAUAUUAUAUUACAUCUAUUUCGGUUUACGCUCGUGUUCUCUUAAGGCUUCUUAUUUAUCUUGCCGUUGUUGAGAUUCACGCACGGCGAAGAGCGCUGAUGAGUUCCAUUGGCGAAAGUCUGCUCCGUCAGCUCGCAUUUACACCGGAGUAACUGUUCUGAUCUUUACGACAGUUCUCAUUUGCAAAUGCUUUUUUAUCGAUUUUUUUCCUUUUUUUAAUAGUUUUUUUUUUCAGCGUGCGCGUGCUACCAAAAGUGGCUCCUCUUAUUUUCAUCUUGUUAUGCAUUUUCUGUUCUCGUUAUUUACAUCAUUUAGAUGGAUAUAGCGAGACUUUUAAGAUUGCCAUUUUUUUCCCUCUAUAUAGUAUUGAUUUUUGUCGUUGCAAGCCACUUUUUCCGAGACAGUCUUUUCCCUAUUUAUGAAAAAGAUAUAUGACACGAUUGAAAUAAAAUGUUGAACAAAAUCAUGAAUAUAAUUUUGAAUACAAUCUUGAACAUAAUCAUAUCAAUGCAGUGAUAAUGUUAUCAAUGUCGGUCGGGUGAGAAACGACCGAUAUUAUUCGAUGUCAUAUGGUUAUCAUAUGAUUAUAAUCAUAUUAUGUAAAUAAAUAUUAUAUAUUUACGUGUAAAUGUGAAAACGUGCUUGUACAACACGUUGAAAGCUUGUGUUUUAUUAAUGUGAUUAUGUAGUGCACUCAUUCAGCCAAUGGUCGUGCAAUUUCAUAAUCAUGAUAAUUACCCGCAUUAAGUCAAUAUUUACAUUAGUGAUCAUUGCAUAAUACACUAUAGCUUGCCUAUUAUCAUUGAAUUUGUUUUGCAUUGAAAUGUUAUAAUAAAUUAUAUGCGAUUUGUUUUCACAGUUUUACCUCUUGCAUAAAAUGUCGAAGCAUGAUUCGCUACUUGCAUCCAUGUCGCACGUGUAACCCUUUAUCCAUUUUUGUUUGCAUUGUCUGCAUUAAUUGUUAAUUUCUCUUGAAUUAGUUUUUCAAAAUAAUCGAAGUCAAACAAAGAAAUUCUUUUGUUUAUAGACAUCACAUUAACGAGAGACUCUAAAAAUAUAGAAUAUAGGAAAAUAUAGAAAAUAUAAAAUAUAGGAAAAAAAUAUAGAAAAAUUGUAUAUAAUCUUGCUUUAUUCAGCAUGGAAUAUUUCGCAAUAGCUUUUAAUUUUGCAGCUCGAAAUACUUGUGUUAUUUUUCGCUCGAGAUAUUUUUAUCACAUAUUUUGCUCGGAUUUUAAUCAAUACUGUUAAAUCGAGCCAAAAUUGCACUCGAAUUAAAAUCAUAUCAAUCCAAAUAGAGUCCCUCGUAUUUUUCCGAUCAUCACACCUGACACACUUGCGACGUGUCACAAUACUAAAACACAUUUCGAAAUGUUACAGAUGACGAAGACGCCCAAGUGUCGGCGGUUUAAGUGGUCCACGAAUCUCAUGGAGUUUCGGUUACCGUAUUUUACUUUUGUUCGUUGUAUUAUUUCUUUUACGCUGUCAGAAAAAAAAAUCGUUUUCAGAUACCACGUUGCGAAAAGAGAAUGCGGAAAAAAAUACGACAGGCGAACAAAAAAAAAUUAUCUUCCUAUAAAUGUGGUUUCGCAUUCGAUAGCCGAGAUAUAUAUCCCUAUAUUCGAUGGUCGUAUUCGGUCGUUUGUAUAUCGACACUUUAUCUUUUGAGCCGAGCGGGCAAUUUUUCGCUAGGGCAAAACCUACUUAUGCUUUACUGCAAGAUAAGAGGCGUUUAUUCUUAUUUAAGCGGAAAACGCUUGUCUUCCAAGGAUAUAUCCCUCCCGUGACAAACCUGACGGAACCAUCGAGAGAGAAUCUCAAGCGUUAAAAUAUUUAUAUAUAAUGUGUACCGUGGAAAGUAUCAAAUAGUUAGCGAAUGUACGAGGAAACGGGGUAUAUAGGAGAGUAUACUUUUCUUUUAUUAGACUGAAGGGGAACACUUUUCGAAUUGUUAGGUGUUUUCGCGAGUCUUUCUCUCGCGAGAUGACGAGAAGCGAAUUAGACGAGAAAGCGAUCAUAAUAUUCUAUAUAAAUGUGUAAUAAAACCGAGUCCAAAGAUGUUAUAUAUAUAUAUAUCUGCGCGUGUCACCAGAGAAAGAGUCUGAAUAUGACGACGUGUCCUGUAAUAUAUAUAUACUUGGUAGGUUAAUCUUUAGUGUCCGUAGUAAUGUAAGUUGGUGUAAAUAGCAUAGUGUUAUAUACAAUAAUAUUUAGCGAGGGAAAGAAGGGAUAUACACGUACGAAGGAUCGGACAAAGAUUCGAUGUGAAAUGUUUAGGGUCGCGCGGUUGACUCUCGUGUCUAACACGAUCGCGAUUCCACCGACAUUUUACAGGUUUAAGAAUUUAAAUGAUUCGUCUCCUUUUUUUGAUCGAUUCAGAAAGUGGAAACGGUUUAUAAUCGUAUUCAGAUUUCAGUCUUCAAUUCAAUUCGAUUCGAUUCGAAACGAUCUUUUCUAUUUUAAGCACCUUGCUUUUAAAAGAUUUCUAUCGUCAAUCUGGAGAUUUAAAUUUUUACUAGAGAAGUUGAUAAUUUUAUGCUUUUUUGUGUUGAAUUUUAACAAUGACAUGAUCAAGUACAAAAAAUUUCUCGAAUAUUAACCGGGGACUACGAUCGAGAUAGAGUAGUUUUUCACAACGGUGUGAAUUUUUUUAAGCGUAUUUUCUCGCAUUUACACGCCACUGAAAAAACUAUACUUCACACUUCAUCUAUUUUUUUUUUAACGGAACAUACGAAUUUUAACUCGCAAGUAAGUUAUUAUUUUUCCAAUUUCACCAUCUUUAGUUACGAUACUUUAUUCAACGUUAUCACCGGAUUAAUCAUCGUUAUUUUAAUUUCAAUAUCGGUAAUCUGUCUUAGUUUUAUUCUUGCGCAAUGUGUGAAAGGAAACGUCUUUAGAUCGUAUAUCAUUAUUAUAAUAGAAUUCGAGGGCAAGGGCGAGAGAGAAAAGAAAAGGAAAAGCAAAUAAAAUUUUUCGCCACUUUACAUGUCGGUGCGGAAAAAGCGGAUGGCUUUAUUUAUCGUAAGUUUAUCCAUGUAUAUUACAUACACACAUAGAUAUACGCGCGUGUGUGUACACGACACACACACACACACCCACAUACCCACGCAGAUAUAUGCUCUUGUCCAUUUACAUGAGACUCGAGUCCUUUUACAAGUAUUAUAAAGGAACUGUAAUUCGCGUGCACGAUGUGUAUAUCGACGCGUUAGCAAAAGAGGGCCUAAUUACCCAGGCACCGUUUUUGCGAUUGUCAAGUAAGCGGAAAAACAAAAAGUGUGUGCGAGAGAGAAGGAGAGAAUGUGCGAAAGAGUAUGGAAUGUACGUAUGUAUGUAAAAGAGGAGUGAAAGAGUAUCGAGAGUCAACACAGUACUUUUCUGGAUACUCGGAUCUCUAUCAUUUAUUACAUUCCAAACUUCGUCUUGCCGUGUUUUCGUAAACCCUUGACACAUUUUCCACUUCUGACCGUUUGAAAAAAAAAAAAAAAAAAGAGAAGAAAGAAAAGGAAUCCUCUCGUUUAAUGGACUGCCGUUAAAUAUUGUUAUUGCUUACUUUUUCCUUUUUUAAUUUUCUUCUUUUUUUUUCUUUUUCUUUUUUUUUUUUUUAAAUUAUUAAAAGACCAAUUUCGACAUCCACGAAGACUGUGUGACUCUUCGACGUUAAAAUGCCCAGUGAUCCCGAAGGAUCGGGAGGGAAUGUGAUCCAGCUCGGUCUUUCGGGACAUGGGGAGAAAUCAAUAUAUAUUUACUUGAUAUUCAAAA
Molecule: messenger RNA, 10399 nt
Organism: Nylanderia fulva
Lineage: Eukaryota; Metazoa; Arthropoda; Insecta; Hymenoptera; Formicidae
Product: rap guanine nucleotide exchange factor 2
Biological process (GO): Ras protein signal transduction
Cellular component (GO): apical plasma membrane; plasma membrane
Molecular function (GO): guanyl-nucleotide exchange factor activity; protein binding
Source: RefSeq, a predicted model, not a curated record